AUGUUUCCUGUAAUUAUUAUUGCUUUGAUCAUUUUAGGAAUUGAGUUCAUUGCAGGGAUUUUAGCAAAUGGAUUGAUAAUUAUUGUGAAUUUCAGUGAAUGGAUCAGAAACAGAAAACUGACCUGUUGUGACGUGAUUCUGACUAGCCUGGGCAUCUCCAGAUUUUUCCUACAGUGCACAAUAAUCAUUAACAAUAUCUUAUUUCAAAUACCUCAAGGCAUUGAUGAAUGGUCCUACUAUUUAUGGACAGUGAUAAUGAGUGCUUAUCCUUCUGGGCACUCUAUUAUCCUAAUUUUGGGUAAUGUCAAACUGAAGAGGGUAGCAGUGAGGGUUUUGCACUAUGCUGGUUGCAGGCUGAGAGAUGCUGUUUCAUAA
This is a messenger RNA of Gopherus evgoodei (Goodes thornscrub tortoise), 375 nucleotides long. RefSeq names its product taste receptor type 2 member 1-like. The transcript is spliced from 2 exons. Gene Ontology annotation, molecular function: bitter taste receptor activity; G protein-coupled receptor activity. Gene Ontology annotation, biological process: G protein-coupled receptor signaling pathway; detection of chemical stimulus involved in sensory perception of bitter taste; sensory perception of taste. Bases 1 to 375 code for a protein of 124 amino acids. Gene Ontology annotation, cellular component: membrane. Lineage: Eukaryota; Metazoa; Chordata; Testudines; Testudinidae. The record is from RefSeq and is a predicted model, not a curated record.